UCGGUGUUGGCUCCCAGCGGGGACCGGCGGAGCAGCGAGGCGAAGCAGGAGGAGCUGCUGCUGCCGACUGCAGGUCGCAGACAGCAGCGAAGCCGGAAGUGCGUCUGUCUGUGGCGGGCUGGUCGCUGCGUGAGGCCCCGCUGGAGUCUAAGCUGAAAAAGCUUCUGGUGAACCUGCAUGAUUUCGUCAGAUGUUGCUGGACCUGGUUGCACCGAUGAAAAGAAAUCUCCUCGCUGAUGGUGUUUACUUAUGAAGGUCAUAUUGAGGCAUUGGUAUUACAUUGAGACUGUUUCAUAACCAGUUAAAAGUUCCUCAUGGUAACUUAUUCUGCCAUAUUCCCCCCCAGCUUUUGUUCCAUUUCACAGUUCGGGUUCCACGUUUGUAUUUUUCGUCUGCAUGUCAGGAGGACAGCCUCUCAUAACUCGUCACAAAAUAAUUGCUUUCCGUCAUCUCAUUUGUCCCCAGUAUUUCAUGUCUCUAAUUAAUUUGACGUUUCUGUUGUGUUCACCGCAAAAAAAAGAAAAGGAGACCUUGUUUCAGUCAUGUUGAUUUGCAUUUUUAAAACAUAAAAAUAAUUUAGUCAAGGCUGCAGAAGUCUGCCACUUUGCUUAAUGCCGGCCCAUCUCUUCAGUGCUCGGCACUGUUUUAGUCUUGCAAUAGUGACAAAUCCUCUCUAUGAAUGACAAAAUGUUACUCUUGUGCUCCUUGUUUGCAGCUCAUUUGCAGUUUAAGUGGUUGUUUGGCCAUACAGCCUCGCAGCAAAGUAAUCUGUCACAAGCUUAGAAAGUGUGUUUGUCGCACUUACACACACACACCAACACACACACACACGCAGGGUGAAAUGACAACGUGUGAUUUAAAUACACAUCCUCAGGUUACAGCCGUGGUAGCCGUCAUGUGUGGCCUCAUACUCCUGUUUUAUUAUUGCUAAGGGUCAUUGCUAAGUGUUAAAUGUGUUCUCACUCGACAGCAUAGGGGGAAUUCUUAUCUCUCCCUGACAAGACCUCUCUGAGCAGCAUCACACAAUCCUACCGAAAUGCACAUCAGCAUUGCUCCGCAAAUGUAAAACACGGACGCUUCUCAAAUCUCUGAUCUAUGUAUGAGCACUGCUAUACUGUCCGAUCUGUCUGUCGAAGGCUGGAGCAGGCGUCGUAGAUUAGGAGCGCGGACUGAACAAACGCAGGCCUUCAAACCCAAAAAUCUAUUUAUUUGAGCUCUUUGAUUGAUGGAAAUGGACUGUGUGUGUGUGUUUCUUCUUAAGGGACUUGGAUGGAAAGGGGGGAUGCAUGUGAGGAGACGUGCAGGCCUGCAUGAGAGCACAUGGGCACUCAGGUGUUGGUUUAAUGAACACAGUCUCUGCGCUGGCACAAACUGCCUCACUGGGACCAAUGCGAAUAAGCACUUUGAUGAAAUAUUAAUUAGAAAUAUAAUUUUAUUUUAUACCCGACUUCAAAAAUUCAAGCAUGCUGUUUAAUUUGUUCAACAAUAACCCGCUUUAAUGAAUUCAAAAACCAUUCCUUAACUGUAUUGGUCUCGUGACUCAUAUCUGAUUCUCCGUCUGCGAUGCUUUGCCAGCUUUGGGAUAUGCUGAAAGACAAAGAGUGGUGUCGAUCAGAGGAUUGAGAGGCUCCAGCCAAUGAGCACUCAGAAGCACUAAGCCAUGCCCACUGCACAUCUGUACCAUGACGUCAGAGUCCAGUGCACUGCAGCACACAGGCCAGUCCCUUUUAUGUGACUGAUGUGCAGGAGGGCUUAGUCGCCCCUGAUGGCAAAGAUCCUGCACGUCCUCAGUCCUGCUCUGUCGUGAUGCUGCAGCGGGUUGUGCACAGAUUGUUGCAAGUGAGGAGGACACAAAGUAGCAGAAGAAUGUUCAUACAGUAGACAAGGUUUCGUUGUGCAAGAAAGGCGUUGCUGCUUUAUCCUUUUUAUUCUUUUGAAACUCAUAAUAAUACCUCCAAUUCCUCCCAGUAUAACGAUAGCAAUGCUCUUUUUUUGAACUGAACAUCAUUAUCAGUGCGAGUCUGUAAAAUUGAACACAUUGAUUUCUUUAAAUGAACACAGCAGUGUAUUUGGAGGUUUGAGCUCCUUACAUGUCUGGUAUUGAUACUCUUUUGCUAAGAUGUUGAGAAAACCCUAAAUUAUGUUUUUGACUUAAAAGGACCUCUGAGACUAGAAAACUUUAUUUAGGAAAGAUCAAAUCGGCCCCAUACCCCCAUAUUUAUCAAUUAAAAGGUAUAAAAAUGUGCUACGGACAUUGAAGUAAAGUAUUAGAAUAGUUUCUGAAUGUGUGUUUCUUACCGUUCCAGACAUCCCUUGGUUUCAAUCCUCUUCUGUGCAAAAAUCAAUUAUCAGUUGGUGAGGUCAGUAUCCCAUCUCAUCCAUGCAUAUUGGAUGAUUUUCGUACGAUACAAGUCCAGUACCAACGUUUAGCGCCAAAUGCACCUUGGCAGAGAGGAAAGUAACGGGCGUGUCACAUGUCAGACUUUAAUGCAGGAGACCGGUGUUUGUGUCCUGUCACAGACCAGUUCAUUUAUUAACUGUAACCACCAUGUUUUCUGUUUGUGUCAUACCCUGAACGUAUUCGCCAGAACCAGCAUCUGUCCCCAACCUAACCAUACAGUCGUUGCCAUGUGCAGAAAGGAAGAAGAAUAUAUUGUACAUGGAUGUAAAAACAAAAAAAAACGUCACUGAGCAUUUUCUGCUGACGAGGCUGAAGCCAGCUUUGCUGCCCACUGAGCUGCCGCCACAUUUCAAACCAAUCAGAUGCCUGUACUUUGGACCACAUCUGGUGCGUCUCUGCCUAGCUCUCUCCUGGCACCAUCGUGGGUAGCAAUUCAGUUCCCAGCAUGCAUUUCUCUAAAAGAUAUACAGGACAAAAGAAAAGAUGAAUUUUGACACUUUUGAGGCCCGUUCCUUUAAUUAAUGCAUAUCAUUGUUCCUGGACUCUUACCUUAUCCUCACACACGUGUGGGUGAGUCCACAGCGAAUACUUGGUUUUACAGUGCAGUCAGUGUGAGCGGCCUCUGGUUAAUGGGAUCCGCUGCUCCACAGCUCGAAAUGCUGUUAACCUGCGAUGUAAAGAGCAAAUACUUUGAAGUCACAAUCCCAAAUCCCUCCGAAGAGUGCGAGGCGAGCUGCGAGUUCAACCCACUCGGCUUAAUCGAGCUCGCUGAGCUGUGUCUAACGACGCGAAAUCACACCGCGGCACGAACUGCUUGGGUCGUUCCUAUAGCGACUAAACUAGAUGAAGAAAAGCUGAAGACUUUGCUUUUUGAUCCAAUUAUCGCAAUCCACCUCAUCGAGAUGUUAACUUGAAUGCCGGCACCCAGUUUAAUGGAACAAAGAAAAUAAUUUAAGAAAAGAAAAAGAGAAAUAUUCUUUUGGUAGUUUGGACAGAGAAUUGGAUUAACGUGGAUUACUCUUGAUUAAUGGAUGGUAGCCUGAAGACUUCACAUUGUUUGAUCAUAUUUAACCGCAAAAAAACAUAUAUAAUCUUUCAUUUUGUGACCUAUAUUUACUCCACUACAGAGGAUUUGCCCUGUUUUGAUAACUUCUCAUCUUGUUCCACAGGUAACAUUCCCGCAUCCCUCUUCUCCUCCAAUCAAAACGUAGCUACACUGCAAAAAAAUAAAUCUGCGACAACAUACAAAUCAUUUAGUAAUCAACUAAAGCGGAAUAUACUUACAGUAGUAGCAGGUAGUAAUAUUACUUUCCCAAUGCAAAUAGUGUCUUUACUCAAAAAUAAGUCUAAUGUCAAGGUAUUCCUUUUCGUUUUGUGGUUUAGCUUUGUCAUAAAUAAUCACACUUCACUGAAACGUGUCUAUUCAUCUGUGUCAAUAAAGAACGUGACGUGAAAGAGCAUUUUUCUACAGUGUAAAAACGGAGCGAACGUGCGUCUCGAGGCACCCGGCGUGUUGUUGGCUGAGCCGCGUCGUGAUGCUGCGACUGAUUAUUGGCGAAGCGAGAGGAGGAGGGAGGCGAUAAUCCGCGCGCAGACGGACCCAUCCGAGCCGCUGCCAGAGCUGCUUGCAGCGGGCGUCGGGACACCAUGGAGCCGCUGUCUCUCCGCGGGUUUUGCUCUCCGGCCGAAUCGCUUGAAGGACACGCAGACUAGACGUCUGCAUGAGAGAAGACCGGAGAGUUGCCUUGUUGUCUUUUUCCGCGGAUCUCCUUUCACCCGGAGCGUUGCUUAUUUUACCGGAGCUCUCCACCAUCUGAUGCCGGGAGCGCAGCAUCGGGUCAGGGGCUGAUCCGAGCGCUCGCCUCGGGGUCGUUUUUUUUUUUUUUUUUUUUUUUUUUUCUCCCGUGAAGCGCACUACGUUUGGCUGAUAAUAAUAUUAAUAAUAACGGAUCAGCUGUGGAUUGUUUGCCCAUCAAGAGGGAUUAUGAUUUUCGCAGACAUGAGUACGGGGACCAACUCCCCAAAGGUGCACCCACCGAAUGGGACGAGGUUUUACACAUUCCAGGAGUUUGCCGCGCUCACCAAGGAGCUGAACGCCUGCAGGGAGCAGCUGCUGGAGAAGGAGGAGGAGAUCUCCGAGCUCAAAGCCGAGAGGAACAACACCAGGCUACUGCUGGAGCAUCUGGAGUGCCUGGUGUCCAGACACGAGCGGUCACUUCGCAUGACGGUGGUGAAGCGGCAGGCUCAGUCUCCUUCGGGGGUCUCCAGUGAAGUUGAGGUCCUCAAAGCGCUCAAGUCCUUGUUCGAACACCAUAAAGCUCUAGAUGAGAAGGUAAGAGAGAGACUACGGGUGUCGCUGGAGAGGGUGUCCGUCUUGGAGGAGGAGCUCACAGCAGCCAAUCAGGAGAUCGUGGCCUUAAGGGAACAAAAUGCUCACAUUCAGAGAAAAGUGGCUUCCGGGGACGGAGGGGAGGACAUACUGGACGGCAGUGAAGCUCAACAGAAGCUUCAUGGCAAGCGUCUGUCCAACGGCUCUCUGGAGUCGGCCCAUGACGCGAGCCAGGUGGUGGAGCUGCAGGACCUGCUGGAGAAGCAGAACUACGAGCUGGCCCAGAUGAAGGAGCGCAUGUCCUCCCUCUCCUCCCGGGUCUCCGAGGUUGAGCAGGAGCUGGAGACGGCCCGGAAGGACCUCAUCAAGUCAGAGGAGAUGAACAUCAAGUACCAGAGGGACAUCAAAGAGGCCAUGUGUCAGAAAGAGGACAUGGAGGAGCGGAUCGUAACUUUGGAAAAGCGCUACCUAAGCGCCCAACGAGAGUCCACCUCGGUGCACGACAUCAACGACAAACUGGAGAACGAGUUGGCCAACAAGGAGGCGUUCCUCAGACAGAUGGAGGAGAAGAACAGGCAGCUACAGGAGAGGCUGGAGCUUGCAGAGCAGAAGCUCCAGCAGACCAUGAGGAAAGCGGAGACGCUGCCGGAGGUAGAGGCUGAACUGGCCCAGAGGAUAGCAGCCCUCACCAAGGCGGAGGAGCGUCACGGGAGCAUUGAGGAGCGAAUGAGGCACUUGGAAUGCCAGCUGGAGGAGAAGAACCAGGAGCUGCUACGGGCACGACAGAGAGAAAAGAUGAACGAGGAGCACAACAAGCGACUCUCGGACACGGUGGACAGGCUCCUCACGGAGUCCAACGAGCGUCUUCAGCUCCACCUGAAGGAGAGGAUGGCGGCUCUAGAGGAGAAGAAUUUAUUAAUCCAAGACUCUGAAGGUUACAGAAAACAGUACGAAGAUUCAAUCCAUGAAAAAACACAUCUGGCAGAGGAGAUCGACAAACUGAGAUCAGAGCUGGACCAAUUCAGAUUGAGGGCAGGCUCCCUCACAGAACCCACCCUGUCACGGUCUCAUCUGGACACGUCAACUGAGCUCCGAUUCUCGCUGGGAUCUCUGGCUGAAACCCAGUCGGACCACUACCGCUCAGCCAAGGUUAUCCGGCGACCGAGGAGAGGUAGACUGGGUCUGCAUGAAACCAAGGCUAAGUCGCUGGGGGAGCAUGAAUGGCGCUCGCAGCAGCUCGGGGUUCUGGGAGGCCACCACUUCGAGAGCGACACGGAGAUGUCCGACAUCGAUGACGACGACAGGGAAACGUUGUUUAGCUCCAUGGACCUGCUCUCGCCCAGCGGCCACUCUGAUGCACAAACUCUGGCCAUGAUGCUGCAGGAGCAGCUGGACGCCAUCAACAAGGAGAUUCGGCUGAUCCAGGAGGAGAAGGAGUCGACGGAGCUGCGGGCGGAGGAGAUUGAGAACCGGGUGGCCAGUGUCAGCCUCGAGGGCCUCAACCUGGCUCGAAUGCACCACCACGGAGCCUCCAUCACCGCCUCAGCCACCGCCUCCUCCUUGGCCUCCUCCUCCCCGCCCAGCGGACACUCCACCCCUAAACUUGAUCCCCGAAGCCCGGCCCGCGAUAUGGAGCGCAUGGGGGUCAUGACACUGCCCAGCGAUCUGAGGAAACACAGGAGAAAGAUAGCGGCGGUGGACGAGGACGGCCGCGAGGACAAGGCCACCAUCAAGUGUGAGACGUCGCCCCCUGCAACGCCACGCAGCGUCCGAAUGACACACACACUGCCCGCCUCCUCGCACAAUGACUCACGAGGGAUCGUGUCGUCUCUGGAGGCAGAGGCCAGCGCGCUGAGCAGUGUAGCCAGCAGCCAGGACUCCCUCCACAAGCAUCCGAAGAAGAAGGGCAUCAAAUCCUCCAUCGGACGGCUUUUUGGCAAGAAGGAGAAGGGCAGGAUGGCACAUAUGGCACACAGACAUGUCAUGUUAGAUCCACAAGCGACCAUGAUGGACGACAUGGCGGGCCAGGACAUGGGGCUGAGCAAGCUGGGAACUCAGGCCGAGAAGGACCGCAGGUUGAAAAAGAACGGACACGAGCUGUUGGAGGAGGCCAGGAGAAAGGGUUUACCUUUCGCCCAAUGGGACGGUCCCACCGUUGUAGCCUGGCUGGAGCUGUGGUUGGGAAUGCCGGCCUGGUACGUGGCGGCGUGCCGCGCCAACGUGAAGAGCGGAGCCAUCAUGUCGGCCCUAUCCGACACCGAGAUCCAGAGGGAGAUCGGUAUCAGCAACCCUCUGCACCGCCUCAAACUCCGCCUGGCCAUCCAGGAGAUGGUCUCCCUCACCAGCCCCUCUGCACCGCCCACCUCCAGAACCGCGUCAGGCAAUGUAUGGUUGACCCAUGAGGAGAUGGAGACCAUGGCGGCCCCUUCCAAAACGAAGUCGGACUCUGAGGAGGGCAGCUGGGCACAGACCCUAGCUUAUGGCGACAUGAACCAUGAGUGGAUAGGGAACGAGUGGCUGCCCAGUCUAGGACUACCUCAGUACCGCAGCUACUUCAUGGAGUGCCUGGUGGACGCACGCAUGCUGGACCACCUCACCAAGAAGGACCUGAGGGUGCACCUCAAAAUGGUGGACAGCUUCCACAGAACAAGUUUACAGUAUGGCAUCAUGGGUCUGAAGAAGCUCAACUAUGACAGGAAGGAACUGGAGAGACGCAGGGAGCACAGUCAGCACGAAAUGAGAGACGUUCUGGUGUGGAGUAAUGAGCGGGUCAUCCGAUGGGUGCAGAGCAUAGGCCUGCGGGACUACGCCAACAUCCUGCUAGAGAGCGGCGUGCACGGAGCUCUGGUCGCCUUGGAUGACAACUUUGACUACAGCAGUCUGGCGCUGCUCCUCCAGAUCCCCAACCAAAACACUCAGGCACGUCAGAUUCUGGAGCGAGAGUACAAUAACAUGCUGGCGCUGGGCACCGACAGGAGACUGGAUGAGUGUGACGACAAAGACUUCCGGGGCCCGUCGUGGAGGAGGCAGUUCCCGCCUCGAGACGUUCACGGUAUAAGUAUGAUGCCCGGAUCGGCGGAGACGCUCCCUGCUGGAUUCCGUCUCACCACCACGUCUGGUCACUCCAGAAGAUUGCCACCUGAAGUCCUCUAUGAGGCGCUGGACGACAGUCCUGACGACAUGUAUUUGGAUUGGUUUCAAGUCGGACCCUCUGCAGUGCAGCGGCUGGACAGCUCCACGGUGAGAACCUACUCCUGCUGAUUGGAGGAAGAGGGGAACCUUAAACUGUACGCUGUAUGUAACGCAACACAUCGUUCAAUACACAGCUUUCUUCAGAAGUGCUUAAAGCAGAUGCUUUUUUUUUUUUUUUUUUGGCUUGGCGAGUCCGUGCAGUGUUUUUGCCAGGAAGCUGUGACUAAGAUGGUAGGAGACGGCAGGGAGCCACCAUAUCGUACUGAUGUCGCCUCUUUAAUGUCCGUCCAAAAACGAUGAGUCAGAUUUGGUCCGAGCUUUAGAAAUCUGCUUCAACUGAAUAAGUUCAGUAUCUCACACACAGAGUAAUAACAAUAGUGACAACCUGAUGCAAGAAGAGAACCCUGAACCAGAUGUAUUUAGCAUGUAACACCCAGGUGGACACUCCUUCACUACUUCCUGUAGAACAGUUAUAGUUUACUCUAGUGGGGAGUAAAUAGAGAUGUUAUGCCAUAACUGACAGGUAUGAAUUACGACCGUUUUACACUGGAUAAUGGAAUAUUAUACCACGACUUUUAUGACCUUUUCUCGACAUGCUAUGCUAUGACUGCACAGAAUUGAGCUUUCUGCGCUUUCAUUUUUCUUCCACUGCUGCGAGAUGUCACAACCACAAAUGAUUGCAGCACCUUUCUUAAUUUCUGCCUCGACUUUUUUUCUAUAUGGUUAAUAAAACUUUCAAACGGUAUGUAUUUAAAGAUCACAGUUCCUACGGUUGUAACAUACACCCACCACACCCACCUCACAGUACCUCAUUGAAAACUACUCAUUCUGCUUCCCUUCAGGUACAGUUCUGAAGAACUAGUGGAGCUGCUGGACAGGCCAACCUGCCGAGGAACAAACCAUUCUGAUGACACGCACUGCCAAGAAGCCCUGCUCUCCUCUCGGACCCCCCCUCCUCCCUCCUCCCUAUAAUGUGGGCACCAGAUGCCGGUGCUAAACUGUCCUGCAGGCUGCCCUGUUGUCACCAUUUCUACCUUUUACAUGUACAGUAACUUGUCGAAGCAUAACGUACUGUGUAUUUCUUCUACAGGAGAUGUGUAGGUUAUCUGUAAAUAAAUAUGCCAUUUUUUAAUAUAUACAUACAUCUGAUCUAUGUAUAAAAA
This is a messenger RNA of Anarrhichthys ocellatus (wolf-eel), 9085 nucleotides long. It is a transcript of the gene ppfia2, whose product is annotated as PTPRF interacting protein alpha 2. Bases 4386 to 7991 code for a protein of 1201 amino acids. Lineage: Eukaryota; Metazoa; Chordata; Actinopteri; Perciformes; Anarhichadidae. Gene Ontology annotation, molecular function: protein binding. The transcript has 31 exons. The record is from RefSeq and is a predicted model, not a curated record. Gene Ontology annotation, cellular component: presynaptic active zone. Gene Ontology annotation, biological process: synapse organization.